GCUCCCUGCUCGGCGGGAAGCCUGCUUCUCCCUCUCCCACUCCCCCUGCUUGUGUUCCCUCUCUCGUUGUGUCUCUCUCUGUCAAAUAAAUAAAAAGAAAAUCUUGAAAAAAAGAAAAAAAGAAAAAGACAUUCAAGUCAACAACUGCCACACUUUUAAAAAACAUUAUUUGUAGUAAGAAAUAUAUUCUAAAUUGAAGCCCAAUACAUAUAUAGAUACAUAACAAACAAAAGGUAACAAAAUAAUAUUUAUUGUAGCAUAAAAUACAUUCUGAGAGAUUUUUUUUCUACCUCGUUUUCAGUGCCAUGUGAGAACUAUGAAAAUGUCCAACAAUAGAGAAAUGAUUAAAUUAUUCGUGGUAAUUAAUGCUGUCCUAUAAUUUAAAAAGAUGAUGCAGAUCUCUUAUUUGUAACAUAAAAAACAUCACAAAAAUAUAUUAUUAAGAGACAAAAGCAGGCUGUGAAUAAAUAUACAUGUUAUCUGACUUGUUGAAAAACCACGUUUGCAAGGAUACAUGGGUCAAAAAUUUAACGUGUCUUUCUUUUGUAAUAAUACAUUGCUGUGCUUUCUGAGUGUUUACCCAAAGCUAGAUAGCUAAUAUUUAUUGAACAUGUGUGCCGGGCGCUGGACUCAAAGCUCUACAUGUGUUAUUUCAUUUAAUCCCCCCAAACCUGAGAUGGUAUAACCAUCCAUUUGACAGAAUGGAAACGGGAGAGGCUCAGAGACUCACAGUAAAUUGCCUGAGGUUGGAGUGAAGAAAAGGGCAGAGCUGAACUCAAACCCAGUGUAUCUGAAAACGGAGUUCGUCCUUCACAUGUAAGGCUCUGCCGCCUCCUAGAGAGUAGACUGGAGGAUGCAGGCCAGUUAGGAUGGGCUGAUGUUCCUGUGAGGAACUAGUAGCCCCUGUCUUAGUGGCUCCUACUAGGGAAGUAUCUUUCUUGCUCCGGCCACAUGUCCGCAUGGUCUUCCUGGGACCAGGAUAAAGGAGCACCCACCAUAGGUAACUGCCAGGUGCUAGAAGAGAUGGACAGAGUGGAUGCCAGACCCAGUGGUCUCAAGUGUUCUGUUCGAGGUGGCACGCCUCACUCCCACUCACAUCUCACUGGUCAGAGCACAUCACAGGGCUGCAUCCAACUUCCCGGGUCAGGGGACACCCUGACAUGCCUUGGUGGAGCCUACUGGGGCCACCACAUGGUGCCAGCCCGUCUGGGGGACUGUGCAGGGGCAGAGGAGGAGCCUGGGGCAUUGGUAAGAAAUGACAGCAGGACUAAGUUGGGAUGGGUUUGCUUUAUCCUUGACCAGAUGGAAUUUGUCUCAGAGCUGCCCGAAACCGUCACUGGCGAGAUUAAAAGAAGUGACCUUCGGAAAAAGGAGUUUGGUCAGAUGUAAUCAGCAAAACCCUCAGAAACCACUGUGUCUUCUUUGCCAAAUCCCUGGCUGCCUCAGUUUCCUCACUAUGGGGAGGGUGAGGAGGGGAGUGUUGGACAUUGAUUUUAAGAGCAUCAGGAGUGCUCACAUUGCAGCAUUUUUGUUCUUUUAAAUUACUAUCCAUUACUCUCCUGCUUCCAAGUCCCCGAGUGAGCGCCCAGGAUGUAGCUGGGGUAAUAAAGGGACAUGAGCAUCCAAGGGGACUUGUGUAGUGCUUUGAUUCUGUGAAUGAACCAGAGCUAAAUGCGGUCCCUCCAUGAUUCUCCCCAAGCCCCAUUGGAGAGGACUCUGGGGCCAGAUUCUCCCCCCUGGUUCCAGGGGCCCUGGGUGACUCCUGUUGUCUGUUCAACAACCACAACACAGAGGUCUGGGGAGGGACCCUUCCUUGGCCCCAGGUGUCCACCUCUGCCUGGCUUGCCCAUGCCCUGCUGGAGGGUGAGGUCAGGGCCAAGCUAGUGAGGUGGCUGGGGAAGGGGGAAGGCACCGAGGGCAGCCCAGCCUGGUGGUUCCACCUGCCUGCCAGACCAUUCCUCACCGCUCCAUCCAGCAUGCCAUGGACCCGCUGCCUCUGUAUGGUGCUGCUUCCAGGUCCCAGCCUGCACCAGCUUAGGUGUGGGAGGGAUCUGCCCUGUGGGGACCCAGGAAACCUGCAAGACUCCUCCAGCCCUUUCCGGGGUGCCCAAUCCCCCAUUCCUUCCAUGGAGCCCAGGAGCUCCGUUCCCCAGCCCUCCGUAGGGCCCCCCAAUCACUCACCCUUCCCCAGGGCCCAGGAAUCCCUCAGCCUCCCCAGGGGCCCGGAGCUCUCCCCACACUUUAUGAGGUCCUCCUGCCAUCUGUAGCCCGAGAGAUGAUGUGUGCAAAGGGCAGGGCUUAGCACAGGCCUGAAACAGGAGGGACCUCUGGUUGUCACCAGUGUUGCUUUGAACAGCUGUGAGACGUGAGGCACCGGAUCUGGGAAGGCACUUGCCCCAUGGAGAUGAUGAUGCUAAUGUCCACAGGUGCUCAGCACGGGGCUUCCUCUUGUCCUCAGCACAGUUAUGGACACAGGCUUGGACGCCCCAGCUCCCUGAAGGAAAGCAGCCCAGGGUCACAGAGCUGAUACUGCGUUCCUAUUUUAGCAGUGCUGAAAUGGUUCCUGUUUACAAGAAAUUUACACAUGGUCUAUGGAUGUGGACAGACAUACGGAGAUAGCUGUGGGAUUCAGAUGGUUUGCUCUCAAGCACCCCUUGAAAGGACCAAGACAUGAAGGUGCAGAGGCUGUUGUUCCUGGUGCUCUUGCUGCGGUGUCCCGGUUCCCCAAACCCAAAUCUUGUCCAUGUUGUGCCUGACCGUUUCCUUCUUGGCCCUGAUGGGGUUGGAGUUCUAUGGAAACUUCCCAUUAUCACUGCCCCCUUGGGAGUUUGUGUCUUUCUCAUUUAUAUCUGGAGAACCAUCCUCGCUAUAAAGCCUCGGCGAUAUGAAGUAACCUUACAACAAAUAAAUGAGAAGAUCCAUCGACUUAGGACAGAAAACAGGGAGCUUGCUCAGGAAAUAUCCCUUUGGGAGCUGAAGAUCCGGGAAGGCAAGAAGCAUGUUGCAGAAACUAAGAGUGAACAUAAGUUUCUCUCUGAGGAAGUUCUUAAAUUGAAGGAGAACAUCGAAAAGGUUGACGAAGUUAAUGAAAAUUUAAAUGACACCCUUCGUUGGGCACUGGCUCACUUGCAAAUUGAGAGAGAGAAGAAGGUCAAGAAUCAGGAUGUGGCCCAAGAUGCAUUCGAGGAUGGAGAGCAGAGAGCCUUUAGGGCCAAAAAACGAGAACUGCAGGAAUGUCGACGAUUGUUGGAAGACCAUUGCAAUGCCCUGAGUUCUUUGAAAACAACUCAAGAAGCCGAACUGAAAAUGCUGAGGAGGAAAGUGGAUAUCGUGGUGGAUUUCUCUAAACAAAGACAAGCGGCUGCCGAAGAGAAGGUUGCAAAGACCCGCUGUGACCUGGAGGCAACAGAGAGUCAGCUGUCCGCUGCCAUGGAAAAUCUGAAAGGAAUCACAGAAGCAACGGACAAGUACAAGCAAGAAAUUGGAGAGAUGCAAGAUCAGCUGCAGGAGGCAGAGCUCACCUUCCAACACAAGAUCGCAGCUCAUGAGAGAAGUGCUCUAGAUAAUUGGAUCAAGGCUCAGGUUUGGGAGAGGAAGAUAGUGCAGCAGAGGAGGGAGAACGCCUAUGUGAAACACAGACUGCACAUGAUGAGGAGAGAGAUGCUGCCUGAGGGAUCCAUGAGGCAGGAACCGAUGCCGGGAAGACCUGAGACACAGAACCGUGUGCAGAGAGGGCUUUGGUCUGAUGCUGAAACUGGUGGGUCUCCCAUGGGGAACAGGGGCACCGAGCCUCACAGAGACCCAGGGAUGAGCAAGGUCGGUACAGAUGUGAGAGGGUUUCCUCAUGCUCCAAGGCCCCCCCAUAUGCCCUACCACAUGGGGCAGGGUUUACCAGGCUUCCCUGGCUAUGGGCCACCUCCACCUCCUCCACAUGGGUGGACAUGGGGGCCUCAACCACAGCUCAUUCCUGCUACACAUGGGCUUCGGUCGUAUUCAGAAACCUGUGGCUCUCAAGGGGACAACAGUGGCACCCCGCCCAAGAAGGUCCCACAGAAGGACUAGAACCCUGUGGAUGCAAGAGGACCUGCUCCUGUACCCGGCCCACUGGGUCCACCAUACCCCAUGGAUCCCCCUUCAUCACCAUCCUGGGGCCCUGGGGCACAUCUCCCUCCACCCACCCAGUGGUCUCUGCAUCCUUACCCUGCACACGAACCUACACCACAGGGUUUGAUGAUAUGAAUUGUAUGAUUUGACUUAUAAUCUGUAUUGUCUUCUUUCUUAUUGAGUUGGUGGGGCAAAGGCCAAGUUUGUGCUGAGGCCUUGACAUUGGGAGGGGAAAACCACCUGGGGGCGCUGUAACAUCCUGAAGUUUCUCAGGACAUACAGGUGUUGUGCUGGGCUAUUUCCACACACUGAGCGGGGGGAGGUGCCGUUGUUGGGAAGGAAGUGUCUCUAUCGCACAAUGGCAGACAUAUAUUUCUUACCGUCGGGCACGUCCAGAGUCCACAGUUGUUGUUCUGGGCGGGAUGAAACACACCUCUCACUUUGUUUUCAGCGUGUUGAGUUUAAGCUCUCAUUUCCUCAGUUAUAUAAACACCUGAAGCAGGGCUAUGGUCCCUUGAUUAAUCAUUAGGGCAGGGGUCUGUCCCUUGUCCUCGGCAGUCAGUGGAUACUUGUGGGAAACCCUCUUGUCCGGUAAGGGAGGUGAGAGUGAGAAACAGUGGCAGAUGCUGGAGGCAGGUGUAGAUGGUUUGUUGGAAUGUUGCUCAGUCACUUCCAGUGGGAUGGUCUUCCGUCUUUUCUCUGACGUGGGUCAGAUACAGACGCUGGGGCAUCCUCCAUAAGGAAUAGCAGUCCUGCAUGCAGGCCUCUCAUGUUAUGGGAGAGUGAAUGUUGCUAAGGACAUGAUCACUUUCUUCAGGUUGCUCAGGAGACGCCUUUGAGGGACUUUGUCUUUCACUCAUACUGAGGUGGUUGGCAGGUCCCUUUCUGGUGAAGGAGAGCCGCUCUUCUCCAAAAGCUGGGCACAGCAGGUAUGCGCAUGCACACUGUGCAGAGACGCUAUUCUGUGCUCUGGGAGGGAUGAGGAGGGAACUUCAGGUGUCUGAGAGCAACGAGGGACACAUUCAUUAAACGACAGAGAGGUUGUGUUCCGUAUAAGGGAAGCCCCAGCGAUGGAUCUGAAGGACCAGAGAGGGAGCCAUGAGUCACUAGAAACAGGAGGCUGUGGUUGAGAAGGAUGGAGGUGCUCAGGGGAGUGGAUGGGCCUCUCUCGGGUAGAGCGGAGGCCGUUCCUGCAGGCCAGCAGCUUGAGCAGUGAGUGUGAGGACACCGUGAGAUCCACACUGAGCUGCUGCCUGUGUCCAUCACACAGCGUGGAUGAUGCAAUUAUUUGUAUCAGAACGUCAUGGUUGCCAUAAAGCUGUUCGUUCAUAAUCUAUAAGGAUUGUUGUUUCCUCUGAAUUUCUGAAGGUUCUGAACUGGGUGAAAGAAUGUGGUGGAGACUUGGGAAAUUGAACUCGGUUCCUUUGGGGAAUCUUGUCUGCCUGAGUUUGUGGGCCCCAGUGAGAAAAAGUGAAGACGGGACCAAGACCAGCAGAGUGGCUGCCUUGGCCUUCAGCCUGAGUCAGACUCUUCGUGGGGAAUUCAGGAUUGACCAGGAGCCACCCUCGCUGGAUCCCUGUCACUACGCCUCUGCAUCUGAGUCACCGCCGUGCCUUCACUUUGAUUCUCCCUGAACUUUGGUCACAGUAUCCUGUGGAUUUACCUGUAUUCCUGCCUGAAUGCCUUGUUAGUGUAGAAGAAAGCAACUAAUUUCUGUACAUUGAUUUUGUAUCCUGCCACAUUACUGAAUUGCUGUAUGAGUUCUAGUAAUGUGGGGUUGAAUCUUGGGUUUUCCACAUAAAGUAUCAUGUCAUCUGUGAAAAGAGAGAGUUUGACUUCUUUGCCAGUUUGAAUACCUUUUAUUUCUGUUUGUUGUCUGAUUGCUGUUGCUAGGACUUCUAGUACUAUGUUGAACAGUAGUGGCGAGGGUGGGUAUCCUUGACGUGUUCCUGAUCUUAAGGGAAAGGCUUUUCCCCAUUGAGGAUGAUAUUCACUGUGGGUUUUUCAUAGAUGGAUUUUAUGAACUUGAGGAAUGUUCCCUCUAUCCCUAUACUCUGAAGAGUUUUAAUCAGGAAAGGAUGCUGUACUUUGUCACAUGCUUUUUCUGCAUCAAUU
Mirounga angustirostris (Northern elephant seal) is the source of this 6219-nucleotide messenger RNA. Its product is annotated as transport and Golgi organization protein 1 homolog. The transcript has 20 exons. NCBI's taxonomy places the organism in Eukaryota, Metazoa, Chordata, Mammalia, Carnivora, Phocidae. Gene Ontology annotation, biological process: protein secretion; vesicle cargo loading; endoplasmic reticulum to Golgi vesicle-mediated transport. The coding region runs from base 2671 to 4062 and encodes 463 amino acids. Gene Ontology annotation, cellular component: endoplasmic reticulum membrane; endoplasmic reticulum exit site. The record is from RefSeq and is a predicted model, not a curated record.